Echinococcus granulosus is the source of this 525-nucleotide messenger RNA. RefSeq lists its product as hypothetical. The record is from RefSeq and is a predicted model, not a curated record. The transcript has 5 exons. Bases 1 to 525 code for a protein of 174 amino acids. Lineage: Eukaryota; Metazoa; Platyhelminthes; Cestoda; Cyclophyllidea; Taeniidae.
AUGGUAAAUGGGUUCGGUAAUGGGAAAGACAGUAAAAAUCCAAACUGUAAGUCAACUAUUCAGUGGUGGAAUACCUACCCCAGUGAAAGAGUAUCCGGAGCUGCUGUCAUUUUACCUUCCUUUAGACGUUUUCCAACAAUUCAUCUAAAAAAAGCAAUGAAGCUUCCUUCCAGUGAACAUAUUUUAUUUGCUAUUUUAAAAGCCAGUGGGAUUAGAAUAAAUGCUGUUUUGGACAUUUGUGGGAGAACUUGGAUAAACAAAUUUAAAACUUCUUUAAAAAUUUGGAUUUCAUUAAGCUUUCUUGUUAAAAUUGCUGCCAAAAUAAAAUAUCAGAAUUACGAAAGUUUAGGAAAUAAUUUCCGAAUUACAUUACCGUUCAUGAAAAGCCGGAAUUUUAGUUUUACAAACGAAACUGAAAGAAAAAAGUCAAUACCUGGGGAGGAGAUUCAGCACAGAUAUGCUAACUACUCAAAACCGAAAUUAUUCCCUAUUCUCUACACCGUUGGCAAAACCAGACAAAUUUGA